This is a messenger RNA of Solanum verrucosum, 1152 nucleotides long. RefSeq names its product 8-hydroxygeraniol dehydrogenase-like. Gene Ontology annotation, biological process: lignin biosynthetic process. Gene Ontology annotation, molecular function: cinnamyl-alcohol dehydrogenase activity; zinc ion binding. Lineage: Eukaryota; Viridiplantae; Streptophyta; Magnoliopsida; Solanales; Solanaceae. Bases 43 to 1152 code for a protein of 369 amino acids. The record is from RefSeq and is a predicted model, not a curated record. The transcript has 5 exons.
UACAUUACUCAAAAAAAUCAAGAAUCAGCUAAAAAAAGUAUUAUGGAAAAAUCACAUGAGAAUGAACACCCAAUUAAGGCAUUUGGAUGGGCAGCUAGAGAUACUUCUGGGGUACUUUCUCCUCUCAAUUUUUCAAGAAGGGAGACAGGUGAAAAAGAUGUGCAAUUCAAAGUUAUGUAUUGUGGAAUUUGUCAUACUGAUCUUCAUCAAAUCAAGAAUGAAUGGGGCAUCACCAAAUAUCCAAUUAUACCGGGGCAUGAAAUUGUUGGAGUGGUAACUGAGGUUGGUAACAAGGUAGACAAGUUCAAAAUCGGAGACAAAAUAGGCGUUGGAUAUCUAGUAGGAUCAUGUAACGAAUGUGAAAAUUGUACAAACGAUCUCGAAAAUUACUGUCCUGGACAGGUAUUGACAGCCAAUGGUACUCACUCUGAUGGAACCAUCACUCACGGUGGUUACUCCGAUCUCAUGGUUGUCAACGAGCAUUUUAUUGUUCGUUGGCCUGAUAAUUUGCCAAUGGAAGCGGCUCCCCUGUUAUGUGCAGGGGUCACAACUUAUAGCCCUUUGAGAUAUUACGGACUAGAUAAACCUGGAAUGCACAUUGGUGUUGUUGGUCUUGGCGGACUUGGACAUAUGGCUGUGAAAUUUGCCAAGGCAUUUGGGACCAAAGUUACUGUCAUUAGUACAUCUAUCAGUAAAAAAGAUGAGGCAAUUGAACGUUUAGGAGCAGACUCAUUUUUGGUUAGUCGUGAUCCUGAACAAAUGCAGGCUGCAGGGGGUUCACUUGAUGGAAUCAUUGACACUGUUUCCGCGGUUCAUCCUAUUUUUCCUUUGCUUAAUUUAUUGAAAACUAAUGGGAAGCUAGUGAUGGUUGGUGCCCCAGAAAAACCACUAGAGUUGCCGGUAUUUCCAUUGCUUUUAGGUACAUUUCGCUAUGUAAUGUGGAAAACAGGACGGAAACUAGUGGGAGGGAGUGCGAUAGGAGGGGUGAAGGAGGUGCAAGAGAUGGUAAACUUCGCGGAGAAGCAUAACAUAACGCCAGAUGUUGAAGUCGUGUCAAUGGAGUACGUGAAUAGAGCAGUGGAACGUCUUGUGAAAUCGGACGUGAAGUAUCGUUUUGUUCUUGACAUUGGCAAUACUUUGAAGAAGAGUUAA